Molecule: messenger RNA, 1543 nt
Organism: Penaeus chinensis
Lineage: Eukaryota; Metazoa; Arthropoda; Malacostraca; Decapoda; Penaeidae
Product: pupal cuticle protein 36-like
Exons: 4
Coding region: 221-1279 (352 amino acids)
Cellular component (GO): chitin-based extracellular matrix
Molecular function (GO): structural constituent of chitin-based larval cuticle
Source: RefSeq, a predicted model, not a curated record
AGACGGAAACCGAAAGAGAGAGAGAAAGAGCGAGAGAGAGGGAAACCGAAAGACAGAGAGGCAGAUUGAACGGAUUGAAAUGCAAUUACUUUGGGAACAAAAGCAAGUUCAGGGUGUAAAGGAAUUUAGAAAGAGAUCAUGACAGCCAGGAAAAUAACAGGGCAUGAAAACAGACCUUGUGUAUUGAUGAGCAAAUCGGGAGAAUCUCAUCUGGGUCAGUAUGACAUUAUCCAUCGUGUGUACGUGCGUGUGUCCGAGUGCAUGUCCCGGGAAUGAGAGAGAAAUGCCAGAGUCUGAGUAUAUAAGAGUCCGGUUCCAGCAUGAGCAUCAGUCAGUCCGACCGCUUCAUCGGAUAACCAUGUUUGCGAAACUCGUGAUAUGCGCUGUGGUGGCCGCUGUGGCAUCACUACCUCAAGGUUCACCGUCUAGAUCCUACGGACUUCCCAGUGGAAGUUCAUCCGGCGGUUUCGGUGGAGUAGGAGGUGGACCUGGAAGUGGAGCUGGAGGCAGUGGAGGAUUCGGAGGUGGAGCUCCUGGGUCAGGCAGUGGAGGAUUCGGAGGUGGAGCAACGGGAGGAUUUGGGGGUGGAGCUCCUGGGUCAGGCAGUGGAGGAUUCGGAGGUGGAGCAACGGGAGGAUUUGGGGGUGGAGCUCCUGGGUCAGGCAGUGGAGGGUUCGGCAGUGGAGCCACUGGAGGAUUCGGCGGUUCCUCGGGAGGCUUCGGUGCUGGUGGUUCUGGAGCUGGAGCUUCAGGUCCUUUCAUUCCCAUCAUUACCGACGAUCGCCAAGGCCCCGAUGAGUUCGGAAACUACAACUUCAACUUCGAAACUGCAAACGGCAUCAUUCGUGAGGAACAAGGAGCCCCACAAGGAGAAACUGGAGCCGUAGCACAGCAGGGUGCUUGGUCAUUCACCUUCCCUGAUGGCACUCCAGCUGACUUCAGCUUCGUCGCUGAUGAAAACGGUUUCCGCGUGGAGUCCGACCUUCUGCCUACACCCCCUCCCCUCCCACCACACGCCAUCGCCCAGAUCGAGAAGGCUCGUCAGGAGGAUGCCGCCGCUGCAGCUUCUGGUGGCCGGCCAGGGUCUGGCUCUGGACAGUUCUCAGAUUCAGGCUUUGGCGCCGGCCAAUCAGGCUUUGGUUCAGGACAGUUCUCAGGAUCUGGCCAAUCAGGCUUUGGUACCGGAGCUGGCCAACCAGGAUUUGGUUCUUCUAGUGGCCAAUUCUCAGGUUCAUCUUCCUCCCAACAAGGACCCAGCACUGCCUAUGGUUACCCCUAAACUGAACAACCAUAUAUAUGCAACAUAAAUUUUGCUGCCAUUUACUGAUCCGGCGAUACCAUGAUCUCUUGCAUCAGCCUUCAUCGUAAUCACCUGUUAUUAUUUCAGUUAAGAUAUAAACAUGACGCUUAAUAGUUUUGCAGAUACGUGGUUAUAUUAAAUAUGUACCUGUGCAUUUACUUUCUUUCUCCGUGAUAAAAAAAAAAAAAAAAAAAAUCAUAUGCAUAAUAACACUAUAGUAAUAACAGUAAUUAUUACAGUCAA